UCUGAGCUCUGAGCCCUGGCUUCCCCGGGAGGUGGGCGAGCUGCGGGGAUCCCAGGGCCACCGGCGCGGGGCCCACUGGGGAGCAGCCAGCCGCUGGCGGGGAGUGUGAGCCAGCGAGGGACUGGCCACUGGAGUCACCCAGAGAGGGGUUGCAGCCAGCCCUUUCCAACCUAAAGCUUGUGUCCUGAAAUCUGAGAUUUGACCCAGAUAAGAUGAUGGGAUCCUCCUGUGAUUUCGAGCCAUAUCGUACUUAGAUGAAGGCGGGACUUCCAGGCUCACUGAGAGCUUGCUACUGUACGCACACUUCUUGCUUGUUUGGCACGGGUGACCAUGCCGUCUCUGCCUCAAGAAGCAGGAUCCUCUCCCUUGGAUCUGAAAACGGAAUUACCGUAUCAUCAACGCACAAUGAACAGCAAAGUCAGAAAAAAGAAAAAGAAGGGAGUUAUUACAGCAAAUGUUUCUGGGACAAAGUUUGAAAUUGUUCGUUUAGUAAUAGAUGAAAUGGGAUUUGUAAAAACUCCAGAUGAUGAUGAAACGAGCAACCUUAUCUGGUGUGAUGCUGCCGUCCAUCAGGAGAGAAUUACAGAGCUGCAGAACUACCAGAGAAUCAACCAUUUCCCAGGAAUGGGGGAGAUCUGUAGGAAGGAUUUCUUAGCAAGAAAUAUGACGAAAAUGAUCAAGGCUCAGCCUCUGGAUUAUGCUUUUGUUCCUCGAACUUGGAUUUUCCCUUCUGAAUAUACUCAAUUCCAAAAUUAUGUAAAAGAAUUGAAGAAAAAACGGAAGCAGAAAACUUUUAUAGUAAAACCAGCUAAUGGUGCAAUGGGUCAUGGGAUUUCAUUGAUAAGAAAUGGGGAUAAAAUUCCAUCUCAGGAUCAUUUGAUAGUUCAAGAAUACAUUGAAAAGCCUUUCCUAAUGGAAGGCUACAAGUUUGAUUUACGGAUUUAUAUUUUGGUUACAUCCUGUGAUCCAUUAAAGAUAUUUCUCUACCAUGAUGGGCUUGUGCGAAUGGGGACAGAGAAGUACAUCCCACCAAAUGAGUCCAACUUGAGCCAGUUGUACAUGCAUCUGACCAACUACUCUGUGAACAAACAUAACGAACGGUUUGAACGAGACGAAACUGAAGACAAAGGCAGCAAACGUUCAAUCAAGUGGUUUACAGAAUUUCUAAAUGCCAAUCAAUAUGAUGUUGCUAAGUUCUGGAGUGAUAUUUCAGAACUGGUGGUAAAGACUCUGAUUGUAGCAGAACCUCAUGUCCUGCACGCAUAUCGAAUGUGCAGACCCGGCCAGUCCCCAGGAAGCCAAAGUGUCUGCUUUGAAGUCCUGGGGUUCGACAUCUUGUUGGAUAGAAAGCUAAAGCCAUGGCUUCUGGAGAUCAAUCGAGCUCCGAGCUUUGGAACGGAUCAGAAAAUAGAUUAUGAUGUCAAAAGGGGAGUCCUGCUGAACGCCCUGAAGCUGCUGAACAUCAGGACCAGUGAUAAAAGGAAAAACAUGGCCAAACAAAAAGCUGAGGCUCAAAGGAGGCUAUAUGGUCAAAAUACAAUAAGAAGGCCUUCACCAGGCUCCUCCGACUGGGAACAGCAGAGGCACCAGCUGGAGAGGCGGAAAGAAGAGUUGAAAGAGAGACUCGUUCAAGUACGAAAGCAGGUUUCUAGAGAAGAACAUGAAAACCGCCAUAUGGGGAAUUACAGGAGAAUUUACCCUCCUGAAGAUAAGUCACUGCUAGAGAAGUAUGAAGGUUUGCUGACUGUGUCCUUUCAGACCUUCCUUUCAGGAAGGGCGUCUUCAUUCCAGCGAGAACUGAACAACCCUCUGAAAAAGAUGAAGGAGGAAGAUAUUUUGGAUCUUUUGGAACAAUGUGAAAUCGAUGAUGAAAAGUUGAUGGGAAAAACAACCAGGAUCCGAGGACCAAAGCCCCUGUGCUGCAUGCCAGAAUGUGCGGAGGUAACGAAGAAGAAGAAGCAGCAUUUCUGUAGCAGUGAGAGCAGCUAUGACAGCAGCAGCAGCUACAGCAGCAAUUCAGAGCUGGACGAAGUUGAGAGAGAACUGGGCCAGAAGAGACGAGAACGAGGCCCUUACAAGCCUAAGUACUCCAGUCACUGCAAGAUAAUUCAGCAAUCCUAUUCCAUGAGGCGUUCGGUCAGCUGCCCUCGGUCCAUCUCUGCUCACUUAGCUUGCAGUGGGGAUGCGCGCCCCUACUCUUCUCAACAAAUGAUUCCAUUAGUACGACCAACUUCAGCAACUCGGUCACGUUCCUUAAACCGCGCUUCCUCCUACAUGAGGCACCUGCCCAACACUAAUGAUGCCGGCUCUCCCAAAUCCCUCUUGAAUGAGCCUUUUCGGCAACUGAAAACGAAAGAACAGGAAGAUGACUUCACAAGCCAGACCUUGUUUGUUCUCAAGGACAUGAGGAUCCGCUUCCCGGGAAAGUCAGAUGCAGAGUCAGAACUCAUGAUAGAAGAAAUCAUGGAUAACUGGAAGCAUUAUAAAACAAAAGUGGCUUCAUAUUGGCUCAUAAAAUUGGACUCUGUAAAACAACGAAAAGUUUUGGAAAUAGUAAAAGCAAGUAUCCGUACAAUUCUUCCGAGAAUCUGGAGGGUCCCCGACGCUGAAGAUCUGAGUUUGUACAGGAUUUUCAACCGAGUGUUUAAUCGCUUACUCUGGAGUCAUGGCCAAGGACUGUGGAGCUGUUUCUGUGAUUCAGGCAGAUCAUCCUGGGAGAGCAUCUUCAAUAAGAGCCCAGAACUGGUGACUCCUCUGCAGCUCCAGUGCUGCCAGCGCCUGGUGGAGCUUUGCAAGCAGUGCCUAUUAGUGGUUUACAAAUACACAACAGAAACUAGAGGACCCAUCUCAGGUGUUGGUCCUGACUGGGGUAACUCCAGGUGUGCGCUACCAGGAACUACCCCAUUCCUCAUGAGAUCACCACUGUACAACAUGAAAUAUAAUUCACCAGGAAUGACUCGCUCCAAUGUUUUGUUUACAUCCAGAUAUGGCCAUUUGUGAAACAGAAUGGAAGAUUGCCAUGCUAGGCAUAAUUAGCAAUUCAUUUAUUUCCUCCAGUUGAAGCUUAAGGAAGUGACCCUUUUGUGCUGUUUUAUGUACAUAUGUCAUAUAACUGUACGAACGACACACAUGCACUCAAGUAACAUAUAAAUAUAUAUAUAUAUAUAUUUAUUAUAUGUAAGAAGAAUUAGCAGAAAACGGAAUAUAAGAUUUAACGUUUCUGGAAAUGUAAUAAACCAUGUUAAAGUUGUUUACACAAAUACGCAAAUGUGUAGAAUUUGCUAGGUUUAUAAUUAAUUACUUCCUACUAGAAAUGUUAUUUUUGCUGCAGAGUCUAUAAAGCAGAAUUGAUCUUGAAGAUCCCAUCACUGUUUUGAAUUAUUUUCCAGAUAACACAGCUUUCGACUUGAGAAAGUACUGAUAGUAUCUAUUAUUUCUCUCACUCAUAGUAGCCAUUUAGCAGUGAAACAUAAGACUUACAGGGCUCAACUUGACUAUGGAUUAGGAUAAAACAGGUUGUUAUUACUAUAGCACACUGUAAAGCACUAGAGAAUAUCCCAGCCUGACUCUCCAACAUUUUAUUCCCCUAUAUGGAAAUUUAGCUGCUUGUUCUAGUACACAUUUCAAUUAAAAUCUGAUAAAAUCCUGGUGUGAUCUAAAAGUGGGAGAUGAUCCCAUGGCCUAAGAAUAAAAUAUGAAUGUGCUUUAAUUUGACUUUUGUUGUAGGGAAUUACAUAAAAAAAAGAAAAAAACAAGACAAUGGCGGUGACAGUCUUUGGUGUGUGACUUUUGUGUCUCAUAGCACUUGCUUCUUUUGGAAAGUAUGUCGUUGAUUGGUUUACGUGUCUCAGUGUUGAGACCAGUUUGCCUUGCAAAGUCUACUAGUUUCUCAUUUCACCUCAUAAAAUAACCUAAAGACUCUGAAGAGAAGGUACCAGUGAGCACAUGUCACUGUUCGUCCAUGUGCCCUGGAGGGGUCUAUUGUCUUCCUGUUCACAGGCGACAUGCAUGGUCUCAGAGACUGCACUCCAGUUCUUCCUUUUCUUGCCUGAAGUUUCUAAACUGUGUGGGCUCUCAGUUUUUCAUACAAGAUAGACAGCACACUCACAGAUUGUUGAACUCUUCAAGCUUAAUACUUGCUUAAACUUUCUUCUGAUGUUUUUAUUUACAAUGCUAAGUACUUACAAAACUUGAGAAUGUUUACCACCUUGUCAUAUCCUAAAACUGAUUGCCAGUAAAUGAAGAAAUAGCUCCAAAGCAUCAGAAAGGCCAUUUGGCCAGGUUUCAACCAAAGCUGGGUAGGUGGUGGCUCAACAUUAUUAGGCUUUUAAAACUAUCUUUGCAGAGUAUAUUUUUAUUGUAAUCACUUUUAUACAUAGUUCUGGUAGCUGCUACUUUAUGGCUGCCUACCUACACAUAUCACAGCACAGACUUCUUACUGGAAACAUCCCACAUAUUUUUUUAAAAAAGUGUUUUUGAAGGAGAAUAAAACCUUCACAUGAAGAAAAUGAGUGUGGUAUUUGGGAGUCCAUAUUGUGAAUUUUUUCAAAAUGGCAUAGAUUUCUUAGAAUAAGUGAGGCAGAUAUUGGAAAUUUACAGAAUCUUUAUGGGAAUAAUAAUCAAAGCAGUCUUUUUUAAAUGACUUAUUUGUAGUCAAUUUGUUUUGUUUUCAAUUAAUGAUUUAAAAAUCAUGGGGGAAUGAAAGAAAAAUCAUAAAAGUCAUGGAGAUAUGACUGCAAAUGAUUAGUAUGUGAGACCAACUUAAUUUGUUGGUCAUUUGCUUUAUCUGAAAUCACAAAUGAUCAUUGGGUUGAAUGUAUUCUUUGAAACUUCUAUCUUGUAGAAGAAAGGAUUUUUCGCUUAAAACAAAAAAAAAAAAAUUGAGAGUACCUAACAUUAGGAGUUUUCACCCUAGAAACACACAUACUUUGAAAGCUAAGAGUAAAUUUAAAUACAUAAAACUGCCAAGUAUUUAUGAACAAACAUCAUUUCCUUAGCUACUCAAGCAAGGCUUUAUUUUGAGCACUAGAAUUUCAUUGCCUACAUUUUCCUGUUUUGACUAGUUGGAUAUGAUGACGUUGUGCAGAAAGUCAUGUGCUCAUUGGGUACAUGCAUUGCCUGGUACGCUAUGCACUGUGGCUUUCAUAGCACUGUUCCCUAGUGAGUAGCUGUGAGAAGACAUCUCAAUGAACCAUGGAAGUCUAAGGAGGCCAUAGACAGGUGUUAGAGGUAUUAAGUUUUUAAGUUUUAGUUAUCAAUUUCUUAUGUGUACGCUUAAAACCUAUCUGCAUAAGAGACAGUGUAAAUCUCUCUUUCAUAGAAGAGAAAGAAAACUCCAGAAACUAGUUAAUCUCACCAUAGUUUUCCUUAGAAUUAACUUUGGUGUCCUUACAAGGGAAGGGGAUAAGUAUAGACAGGCAGCUCCAGUUGUUUGGUUCAUCUCAAGGUUGGAAUGCUUCCGCAAGCUGUAAGAUACAGAUGUUUCCCAAACUUGUUUGUUUUAUGUCAUCACCUACAAACACAAAAGUUUUCACUUGAAUAAGUCAGCCUUGUGGCGUUAAGUCUGUUUUAAGACCCUGUUUCAAUUUGUAUUUUGUUUUUACUGUGCAAGAAUUUUAUUUUGUUAGCUUUUAUUUAUCUUUCAUAUUCAAACAUAAAGUUGUACAUGGAACAGAGAAUUAGGCAAUACUGCUAUCUGAGAGAUGUAAGAGUUUCCCUAAAUUAGAUCAAAUAUCUUAAGUUUCCACAACUCCUCAUCUCUAAAGUUCAAACCAAACCAAAACCAAACCUCUUCCUCUUACCUAAUAUUUAUGCAUGCACAGAGAAUAAAUGUUCCCUAGACCUCAAGAAAAUGAUUUCACUCAAACUAUCACUUUAGCUUGGAAAGUAGAAGAGUAUGGGAUUAUGCUGAUCUGAAAGUUCAGAUGUUUGGGUAUAAAUUCAGUGCUUUCUUUAACAUGUCAGUGUCAUCUUGUGUAAACAUUAUCUUCAAAGUUAAACAUAUGCAAUACAUACUAUUCAAAAAUACUAAAAAGUUAGCUGCAGACUUGUCAUAACUUAAUCUUCUAUGAAGCAUUGAUUCAUUCUUAAACAUUUAUCCUUUAAAAAGUAGUAAAUACCUCGAGAGUGAUAGAAAAUUCCUUCCUUUUCUAUUUCACAAUGCUAAUUUACAUUCAGAAUCUCAUGUACUUGGUUCUAAGCAUUAAUCAACAAUAAAAAAUAUAACUGUACAAUUGUGUUCCUGUGACCUGGUGAUUCUUGGACAUUUUCUUUUCCCUUUAAAUUGAGAGCUUCAAGUGUAAAGGGUCAUGCCAUCUGCAUAUUGAUUAUUAGAUAUUUAGUUGUUUGGAUUAACAUUGGCUUUUAGAGAAAUGAAAACUCUAGAAAUAUCUUUCAUAAAGAAAACUCAAUUCCUCACACUGCUUUCUUUCUCCUAUUUUCCUUCUUUAAAUUCCCUUUGAAACUUUAGCUGUGCAUGGAUGAAGUAAAGAAAAGAGAAAUGCCGCCUUUUAAGAGUUGGUCUUCCUUGAAUUCUCAUAGUGGUGUGUUUUUACCUGAACAACAACAAUGAAACUUGAAUAAAAUGUUGAGUCAAGUUUAGUUUGCUGAGGAUGCUAGGAACAAGGUUGAAUCUGUGUCUGUGUGAAGAUGUGCUUCAAUUGUCUUGCAACAGAAAUUGAUGCAUUGAAACGGCACAUGUUGAGAUUGCUUUCAACCUUCAGGGCGCUGCCAGGAGGUGGUAUAUGGCGUAUUGGAAGAAAUUUACUCAGGUGACCCACUGUGAUAGUAAGAGGGGUGUGUCAUCUAGGAAGAGCCAUGUAGAACUUCUACCUGUGAACUUGAAAGCUCUUGAUUUGGCAAACACAUCACUCAACAGGCUAACUACUCCUAAAUUAGUAAGAAAGCUUGCCUUUGAAAAGUGGUCAGAUAAUUAUUCUGUGUGUUUCAAAGGCUAACAGCCAUUUUUUUGGUCCUUGAAGUCAUAUCAGAACAACUGUACCUGUGACAGCAUCUGAAUUUUAAUGGACUUCCACAGAAGUCUGAAUCUGAGGGUGAGAGAAUACAUUUGCUAACAUGAAGCAUAGAUCAAAUUAUCUCUGUGUGCUCUACUUCCUGUAUACAAAUACAAAUGUUACAGAAGAUACGCUUGAAAUGUCAACAAAAUGUGCAGCUGGCAUUGCCAUGGCAUGCUGUAGCAUGUGACACCUGUAUGGUGAAAUUACUUCAGUUACUCAGACACAUUACUAUAAUAAAAAUGUCAA
Psammomys obesus (fat sand rat) is the source of this 7262-nucleotide messenger RNA. It is a transcript of the gene Ttll7, whose product is annotated as tubulin tyrosine ligase like 7. Bases 331 to 3000 code for a protein of 889 amino acids. Gene Ontology annotation, cellular component: cilium. NCBI's taxonomy places the organism in Eukaryota, Metazoa, Chordata, Mammalia, Rodentia, Muridae. The transcript has 21 exons. Gene Ontology annotation, biological process: protein polyglutamylation; microtubule cytoskeleton organization. Gene Ontology annotation, molecular function: tubulin binding; tubulin-glutamic acid ligase activity. The record is from RefSeq and is a predicted model, not a curated record.